CUGUUAAAAGUGGGCGGAAGUGUCGGCCCUUUAUUUCAAAAAACGGAGUGAUGUCAAAUAACAGAAGCAGACUCGCUGACACAGUCAGCUGUCUUCCAACCAGCUUAUUCAACGCCCAUAACCCGGCCGAGGAGGAUAACUCGAUGCCCGAGACGUAGCCUAACCAUUCUGCAGAGGUCGUUCGGAGGCUUGAAAUGACAACAUCUGCGCAUCGCAGUUCUCCAGCCCAUUGCACCUGCAUAAAGUUAAUAUCAGAGGACUCAUGAAAGGGACGUUUGGUUCUGAGAUUCGAGCAUUUUUUAAUGUGACUACUACAGAUCUGUUUGAAUGUGAGAUCAUAUCUGGAUCGAGACCACAGGAGAGCUGCAUGCCACUCAUGGGGAGGAACUUCGCGCAUCGAUCAUAAAAAAGAGGAUGUUUCUUUUCUUUUCCCUUUUUUCCCCCACAUAUAAUUCUUGAACGUGUAUGUAUUUGAUAAGAGAUGGCAUGGCAUCCCUGUUUUCUCCGCUGGUUCCGAUGGUUUCGAUAGGACGAUAUUAAUGUGGGUGGACCUUGGCGCAUCUCCAACGGAUAUUUUUUUUUUUAGGGGGCCGCAGGAUCGGACUAUUUACUACAGCUUCGUAGUACUUUUUACAUAUAAACCAGCGGACUUUUUUACUCAAACACCAGAAAUAUUCCACCUCAUUUGUCAGGAUAUAAUGGCCGAGGACGCAGCUAUAGAUAGGCUGAGCACUGCAGCUGCGAUUGGAGAUCUUAAAGAAAUUGAGCAGACACUGCAAAGCAACGUGAACGUUAAUGAGAAGAACAAGUACGGCAGGACACCAUUGCAGGUGAUGAAACUUGGCUGCCCGUGCAUAGCGGAGGCGCUGCUUCGAGCAGGCGCCGACCCAAAUGCGCGCGAUCCCAUCCUACGAUUGACCGUCAGUCACGACGCCGCGCGAGACGGGUAUCUGGACACUCUACGGGUGCUCGCGCAGAAUGGUGCUGAUGUCAAUCUCCCUGACAACGACGGCAACCUGCCUCUGCAUCUGGCGGCGCGGGAGGGGCACUUGGAUGUCGUGCAGUAUCUCGUGUCUGACUGCAGCACGCCGCCUUUUCUGCCUAACGCGAAAGGUUACACGCCUCGUGACCUGGCUUUCAUGCACGAAAAACACAGAACUGUGGAGUGGUUAGAGAACAUUGUGCCUUCACAAGCCAGCUAGAGAUGAUGACUAUGGGCCUGUGUGUUUUGUUCUGUAACAGAGGUAGCAAACAAAUGCUGAAUGAGCGUUUUAUUGCAUUGCAGUCCAUUCAGUCAACUACCUCUUAUUGCAUUGUAAAAUAUUGGGCUCAGGGGCUUUUUUGUUGUUGUUGUUGUUGUUGUUGUGAAGAACAAUUAACAUUUCAGUUGACCUUGCAUCUAUUUUACAUUUCCCCUAAUUUCAAACUGGCUUAAUUGAUUUUUAAUUUUUAUGAGAUAUUUUUCAGGUCAUCUAAGUCUCCAUUCUUUUAUUUGUAUAGAUCAUUUCUUUCACUAACUCUCAUGCAGGUUACACAUUUCCUACAUGUUUUGAUUUAUAACAAGAAAAAAAGAUAACCUAAAAUAACUGUUGUGCUCGAAGAAACCUAUCUCUUUUUUAUUGAAGUAAUUGCACUAUAAUGGUCAAAAUUCAACUUUAACCCCUGACUGCUCUGUUUUUGUUGUGUUUUAUGACAUUGAACUUGCACAUUUGCUUGUCAUUUAUGGCUUUUAACUUUUGAAUUACUGUGAAAGAUUGUAUUGUGUCGCAUUGAAAAUAUUAAAACCUUGCAAAAUAACCAAAGACAGCUGUUA
This is a messenger RNA of Carassius auratus (goldfish), 1813 nucleotides long. Its product is annotated as cyclin-dependent kinase 4 inhibitor C-like. Gene Ontology annotation, cellular component: nucleus. The coding region runs from base 540 to 1202 and encodes 220 amino acids. The transcript is spliced from 3 exons. Gene Ontology annotation, molecular function: protein binding. NCBI's taxonomy places the organism in Eukaryota, Metazoa, Chordata, Actinopteri, Cypriniformes, Cyprinidae. The record is from RefSeq and is a predicted model, not a curated record.